Molecule: messenger RNA, 1723 nt
Organism: Tigriopus californicus
Lineage: Eukaryota; Metazoa; Arthropoda; Copepoda; Harpacticoida; Harpacticidae
Exons: 3
Coding region: 391-849 (152 amino acids)
Source: RefSeq, a predicted model, not a curated record
CCUGCUUGGACUUGAACAAUUUUCUUUGCUUUUCGUGUGCUUUUUCUUGGCAGCAAUAUGGGCUCCGGCAUGGUGUCUGGAAGGUUCGUGGCAUCGUCGAAGAUGCUUCCCGUCGGUGCGGGACAAAUUAUUUUGGACAAAUUCGCCGGCCGAUGUGGCAAUCACGUAGGACCGGCCCGAUUUGGAGAUUGACCUUAGCACACCCGCGCCGAAGGACCAGUCUUUGUCUAUAGAGUGUUGGACGUGGACAAGGUCCCGGACUUCGAGGGUCCAGAGGCCCGUGCCCGUGACCCCAGCCGUUCGCGUCUCACCCCCCCUGCGGCGUGCCUUGGCAAACCCUUCCGGUGUUUGGAACUGCAAGGUUCUCACCGAUGGUAGCUGUGUGCGCAGAUGUCUGCCGAAAAAUCCGGAGGGGGCAAACCCGUCCGCCGUUGGAGUCAACCGCCAUUCCAACAGUGCUGCGCGAAAGUCAACGUCGUUGCUACCAUUCAUCUUCUUCAGCAGCCCCUUCACUUGCUUGACAGCGGCUUCUGCUUGACCGUUGCUCUUUGGAUGACCGCGUCCGUGGAUAGCGAGGCCAUCCUGGCCACGAACAGAAAUCCGCUAAACCGGUUGACCAUGAUGAGCAAGGUCCUUCGCUAUAUCUCCAAAAGGUCAACCGAGACUGCCUCCAUCGGGGCCUUCCCGUCGUCAAUUCCGGACUGUAGCGGCUUGCUUGCCUGUGAUGAGGUGGAGCAGCUUGAGUAUGCGAUGUCGUGCCAGCCGUGGGACAACCAGUUGAUUGCCAAGAAGAACCAGUCCGCCUCCGUCUUCCACCCGCAAUUCGUGGACGACGUCGCUGUACUGUGACAAUGAGCGAGGGAGCAGGUGGCUUUGUUCAACGCAUCCUCUCAGUUGCAAGUACUCUUCAUCCAUGUUCUUGGAAAUAAUGGAGAACGCCGGGUCAUCCUUCAAAACUCUCACACAGAGAGUCACCUCCAAGGACGGGUCCGCCGCAAAGGUGGGGAACCUGCUCAAUGCGUCGGCGAUCAAGUGGUUUUUUCCCGCAACCCACGUAAUUGCGAACAAGUAUUGUUCAAAGUUUUUGCACAGCCUCUGAAUCCUUGCGUUCUUAAUCGACCCUAGUGGCUUCUCAAAGAUCCCCAAGAGGGAUCUGUGGUCCAUACCAAUUUUGAACUCCGGCAUUCCUCGUAGAAAGUACUUGCACCUUUUCACCGCAAACCAAAUCGCGCUCAAUUCCAGCUCAAUGGUAGCAUAGUUCUUCCCUGCAGGAGAUAAGGCGCAUGAGCCACAUUGAACGAGGCAGAUUUUCCCGCGUCCAUCCACCGACCUUUCGCGCUGGAUCAGGGCAAAGCCCAACCCGUGUAGGCGCGAAGCGUCUGUCAACAAUUGUGUGUGCAACGCCGGGUCACACAGUUGGACGACCGCUGAGGAGGUCAAUAUGUCCUUGGUCUUCUCGAACUCAACCUCAUGUUCAAGCAGCCACAGCCAGGCUGUUGAUUUCUUCAACAACUCCCUCAUCUUGACGGUGGAGUGCUGUAGGUCGGGCACAAACGCACCCAGCUGGUUUGCCAGCCCAAGAAAGGAUCGCAGGUUGGUAACGGAUUUUGGUGUGGGGAACUGCCACAAUGACUCAAGCUUCUCUGGGUCUGGCAUCAUCCCUGCCGACGACACGACGAAUCCUUUCCAGUAGCUCGAGCAAUGUCACGGCUUGCAGGCAUGU